GGAAUUUCCCGGCGCGGGUCGACGCCUUCAUAAAAACUCCGAGCCCGGUCGACGCUCCACGUCUCAGCCCCCCACCCCCUUCCUCGCUCGGGGUUUGUUUUCGUCGCGCUCCCAGAGCCGUCGGAGGAGUGUUGCGAAGAGAGAUCAGCAAAUCCCUCCACCACCACCACCGUCGUCCCUCCAUCCCGGGCCGAUGAGUUUGCUCGCCAUGGCCGGCACAUCGCGAGAAGAUGGAUGCCAAUCGAUUGACAUGGAAAGCCUACAGAAAAUGCUUCAGGGCAUUACGGAGAGAGAGAGCACGGAGCCGCAACUGCAGAUCUUGCAGCAGCCGCGGCAGCGUGGCAUGCGCUUCCGCUACGAGUGCGAGGGUCGUUCGGCCGGAAGCAUCCCCGGCGAGCACAGCACUGACAGCAACCGCACCUUCCCAGCGGUGCAGAUUCUCAAUUACAAAAACCGAGCCAAGAUCCGCGUGUCUCUGGUGACCAAAUCGGACCCACCCAAGCCGCACCCACACAGCCUGGUGGGCAGAGAUUGCCGUGACGGCAUCUGCGAAAUGGACAUCGGCCCCGACAGCAUGAUAGCCAGCUUUUCCAACCUGGGCAUACAGUGCGUGAGGAGGAGGGAGAUCAUGGACGCCCUGCAACUUCGCCUCAAGAAAAAAGUUGACCCUUUCAACGUUGGCAAUGCGGCACUCGACAUAGAAGACAUGGAUUUGAACGUGGUGCGGCUCUGCUUCGAGGCCUUCGUCUACGACUCGGCGCAGAACGUCGUGGCUCUCCCCCCGGUCGUCUCGCACGAGAUCCGCGACCGCCGUGCGACCAGCACAUCCGAGCUGAAAAUCUGCCGGGUGAGCCAGAAUGUGGGCAGUGUACGCGGCGGCGAUGAGGUCUUCCUGCUGUGUGACAAAGUACAACGAGAGGACAUUGAAGUUCGAUUCUUCGACGACAGUGGCUGGGAGGCGCGCGGCCUGUUCUCGCAGACGGAUGUGCACCGCCAGGUAGCCAUCGUCUUCACCACGCCGCCGUACCGCGACCAGACGGUGACACGCGAGGUCACCGUGCGCAUGCAGCUCCGCCGGCCCACCGACAACGAGGUCAGCGACAGCAUGGAGUUCCGCUACCUCCCCUACGAUUACGAUCCAUACGGGAUCAAAGUCAAACGGAAAUGCCCGAACUCGCAAAACUUGUCGGAAUUUCUAGAACAGCACAGUGGACCGACUAUUGCUGAUCAUGGUGGACAAAGAGUGAUUCACCCAGGGAAGCGCUUGGCAGGAAAACAUCAGCUGCAGCAACAGCUACAGCAGCUACAGCAGCAGCAACAGCAACGGCAGCAGCUACUACAGCAGCAACAGCAGCAAGCAGCAACAGCAGCAGCAGCAACAGCAGCAACAGCAGCAGCAGCACAGCAGCAGCAACAGCAGCAACAGCAGCAACAGCAGCACCAACAGCACCAACAACAUCAGCAGCAUAUCAACGAAUUCAAAAGUGAGCCGGUAUUUCAUAUGCCCAAAAUCCAGACAAGCGCUCCUCUUCCUACGGCCAUGCACCCGAUAAAUUACGGUCAUGGUGCUCAGAGGGCCCCAUCUAUGCCUCAGGCCAUGGUUGAUCAGCCACCCUCAGCCCAGUACACUGGUCUACGGGGAGAGAAGAGAACAUCAGCUCCACCACCCCAGCCCACGCUUCCAGAAGCUGUACUCCCAUCUGACGGAGUCUCUAUCAAACACGAAUUCUAUGCAUAUAACCCCUAUGAUUCAUCUGGUAUGGACUGUGUCAUCAGCUGGAGCGAUAUGCUGAAAGACGAGUCGCCGGGAAAUCAAUUAUUUGGGGGCAUUAAUCCUAUCGAUGACAUGAAUGCGAGAUUUCCCAGAGACCUGGAUGCCGUGCCCAUUGUGCCACUUACGCCCGACACCCAGCCAGGCACCAUGGGCUUCUCUCAUGCCGACCGUUACAGCAGCCCCAAUUUUCUCAUGCCACACCAGCAGCAGCAACAGCAGCAGCAGCUGAACGACUACCAGCCUCCAGACUUCAGCACAGUGCAGGUGGGCAGCCACCCUGCCAGCAACCUGCCCACUAACCCUGCUGAAACCCCACAGCCGCAGCUGAUGCCGAGCUCAAUGUCACAGGGGGACACGAGCUACCUGCCGAACAUUGACGAGAACACUGUGAGCAUGGUGAACUUUGACAGCACGGAGUUUGGGCAGCUGCUGUCGAACAUACCUGAUGACUCGCAUUGUGGCUUGCAGGCACCACUUGGGCCACUCUUUGUGAAUGGAGGGCCAGGCCAAAAUCAAUUCUAGGGAGGAUGUCAGUGAGGUGAGGCUAAUCACUGUGUGGGAGUUGGAUGCGGUUUAAACAAUUUCCGUUUGGAAUGGGCCGUGGUGUCGUGCGGAGAACGUCAUCGGGUGUAGGCAACAAAGGAAACGAAAGUAAACGGAUGAAAAGGGAUAAUCUCUGUAAAAUGUAUGUGACAUUUGUGUCAAAUAUUGGUGGAAAUGCAACUUUAGACAAAACAUAACACCUCCAGAUUCCAGCUGUGAGGAGUGUCUGCUAGACAUCCUUUACUGGGCAUGCACUGCUGCGUGAUAUGUCAUUAUCAUGUUUUGUACAACACUGAGGUGUUGGGGCCUUCUCCCUGUAGACACGCCAUCACAUCUCAUAACACGGCACGCAUGAACCUGAUACUCUUGCCGUCGUAAUUAUAUCUAUAUUUUUUCAUAUAAAUUUAAAAACAAUAUACAUUGUGAUCUUUCGUGGUAAUGACAAAGAUCUACUGGGUGAAGUACAACUUGUAAUUGUCUUGUGUUUCUUGACUGGUUAAGUACAGCAAUGCUCAGCGAAUGGACUAAACAUGUUCACACACAUUCCCAGGAAAUGCCAAUUUUACUACCACAUGUACAAACUCCACAACAGCUCUGUAUAUAAAAAUUAUAUUUAAUAUAGAGCAACAGAGUUAUAUGUAAACAUUUAGUAAAACUAUUGUUCGACUUUGUUUUGUUAGUUUGUAGUAUUUAAGGUGUCAUUAAAUGAAUUUGUAACAGAAUUAUGUUGCCACUUUGACUAAAUCCAACCUUUUGAAAUGAAAAUGUUUUCAAUAUAAAAUGUGUAAAAUAUAAGAUGUAUUUUUAAGGUGCAUGUUUUUUUUGUUUUGUAAGACGAUGUGUGUAACCCUUUUAUAUACAUGGCAGGGGAGUUGUUGAGCCCACUGUGAAAGUAAUGACUGUGUCAUAACAGCUUUUCAAACUGACGAUUUAUAAAGGGCAAGUUUGGACUCCAUGGACAGCUGCGUAGGACACAUUAUUAUAUCACUAAGAUAACAGAUGUCCACUGUCCACUGCUAUCAAAAAAUAAAUGUUUUUCAAAUGAAAACAUGACACGCUUUUAAUAUAUUGCUCUAUGUACAAUAUUUUUUCCGUUCAAAAAUAAACGUUUUAUAAAUCUC
Lethenteron reissneri (Far Eastern brook lamprey) is the source of this 3438-nucleotide messenger RNA. RefSeq names its product embryonic polarity protein dorsal-like. Gene Ontology annotation, molecular function: DNA-binding transcription factor activity, RNA polymerase II-specific; RNA polymerase II cis-regulatory region sequence-specific DNA binding. The record is from RefSeq and is a predicted model, not a curated record. NCBI's taxonomy places the organism in Eukaryota, Metazoa, Chordata, Hyperoartia, Petromyzontiformes, Petromyzontidae. Gene Ontology annotation, biological process: cellular response to stress; non-canonical NF-kappaB signal transduction; positive regulation of transcription by RNA polymerase II. Gene Ontology annotation, cellular component: nucleus; cytoplasm.